AUGUUGCUUGAUUUGAUUGUUGAUGCUUAUAACAGUAUUGAAGCACAUCCAUAUUAUUCCUUGGGUGUGUUCUCUGUCAUAAUAGCCGCUUAUUCAUUAUUUAUUUAUCCAUUCUAUUUAUCACCAUUUAAAAAUAUACCAGGACCUUAUCUUUUCAGAAUUUCCGUGUUACCAAGUUUACAUUACCAAAGAACUAAUAAAUGGGUUUUAAAAGUUCAUGAAUUACACGAAAUCUAUGGAGAUGUCGUUUUAUUAUCUCCUAAAGAAAUUAGUGUUAAUGGAGAUUUAAAAUACUUGAAUGAUAUUUAUACAAAAAAUUUCCCUAAAUCAACAUUUUACCAAAACUUUGCUAAUCAUGGUAAACCUAAUAUGUUUGCCAGUAUGAGUAAUGAUAUUCAUUUGAAGUACAAGAAAAAUUUGCAAUCAAUCUAUUCCAAAUCUGCUAUUUUCAACCCAAAAAAUUCUACUAGAAUCAGUUUAGUUACCAAUAUCAGAAAAUUGUUGAAGAAUAUUGAAGAUUCAAGUGUUGAAGGAACCGCACCAGAUUUUAUCAAUGCUGCCUCAGAAGUUAACAUUCACGGAAAAGGAUAUCACGAGAAAGAUAAGAAAUGGUUCUUAGGUGGAAAAACUAAAAAUUUACCUAUUGAAGUUUAUUCUCUUUUUGGAUCAUUAGCUUUAGAUGUUGUUAGUCAAUUCGAAUUAGGUUUGAAGAACGGUACUAAUUUAUUAGAAAAUCCUCAACAACGUGAAAUUGUUACUUAUCAUAGAUAUGUUGCCCUGAUGGUAUUCUAUACAACAUUGUUACCAAGUCUUUGGGAUUAUGCUGCAACUAAAUUAAUUUUAAAAUCCGCUCAAAUUGUUCAUGACUGGCAAUUAGGUUUAUACGCCAAAGCUGAAUUGAAUAUCCCAAGCUUCAAAGAAGAUGAGAAUUUGACUACUUUAGAAACUUUAAGAAAGCAUGGAUUCUUAAAAGAAGCUGCUUAUUCUUUCCUUUCAGAUAAUAUCUUUGCUGGACAUGAAACUACUGCUAUUCAAUUAACUUACAUCACUUACGAAUUAUCUAGACCUCAUAAUCAAUACUUGCAAAAAAGAUUAUACGAUGAAUUACAUGAAGCUUUUUCAGACGCAGAAUUGAUUGAAGAUUUGGAAAUCGUUGAUAAAUUACCUGUAUUAAAUGCUGUUCUCUUGGAAGCUUCUCGUGUACAUACUUCAAUUCCAGGGGCUGAACCAAGAGUUGUUGAUAAAGUUUAUAAGAUCAAAGACACCGUUAUUCCAAAAGGUACCAUUAUAUCCGGCCAACCUUAUUCUUAUCAUAGAGUUCCUUCAGUUUUCCCUGAACCAGAUGUUUUCAAACCUGAAAGAUGGUUACAACAAGACGAUGAAACUACUGAAGCUUUUGAAGCUCGUACUAAGAAAAUGCAUAAAUACAUGAUUCCUUUUGGUAAAGGUAUUAGAAUGUGUUUAGGUAUGAAUGUUGCUCAAAUCGAAAUGAAAUUAGCUGUUGCUAACAUUUAUCAUAAAUACCAUUCUAAAAUAUCCUCACAAUGGUGUGAUAUAGUUGAUAAACCAGAAAUAGUGAAAAUGGGUGACAAAUAUGUGGGAGAAAACAAAACUGAUGUUGAAAAAAUGACAAUGUUUGAUACUUAUACCACUAGACCUUAUAAUGAUGAAUGUUGGUUAGAAUUCUAUCGUUACUAA
Molecule: messenger RNA, 1698 nt
Organism: Yamadazyma jaroonii
Lineage: Eukaryota; Fungi; Ascomycota; Pichiomycetes; Serinales; Debaryomycetaceae
Source: the annotation of a GenBank genome assembly